CGCGCCGCGAAGGAGCCGCCUCUGGGAUCGCGCCGGGAUUUGGGAUCGGCGGGGCCGGGCGGGGGCUGCGGGGCUGAGCGAGGACACCGAGCCGGGAGUUUGGGGUCGUCCGAGGUGGGAUAUUAAGGUAGAAGGGUUUGUAGGGCGGCGGGGUUUGGUUCUUUAAAGGAGUUGGGGGGGGGGGUCCCCGUGGCUGGAGCAUCUCUAGAAAGGGGGGUUUCGGGGGGUUCCCACCCUCCUUUUGGGAUGGUUCUGUAAGGGGAGGGGGUUUAACCCCUCUAGAGAGCUCUGCAAGGUGGGUCUUGGGGGGUUUAACCCCCCUCCGCAGCUGGGGUAGCUCUGUAAGGGGAGUUAUUGGGCGUUUAAACACCCUCGUUUUUUGGGGUCGCUCUGCAAGGGGAGGGGGGUUUAACCCCCCAACGGCAGCUGAGGAAGCUCUGAAAACGGAGUUAUUGGGGGUUUGAACCUUUUCCCCCCAUUUAGGGUCGUUCUGCAGGGAGGUUUGGGGGGGUUUAACAUCCCCCUCCCAUUUCGGGCAGUUCUAUAAGGAGGGUUUGAGAGACUUUAACCCCCCUCCCGAGCUGGGGUAGCUCUGAAAAGGGAGUUAGUGGGGGUUUGAAUCCUCUCCCCCCAUUUAGGGGGGUUUUGGGGUUUUCCCCUAUCUGGGUUAGCUCUGAAAGGAGAGUUUUUGGGAGUUUAAAGACCACCCCCCCCAUAUUGAGGGUAGCUCUACAAGGGGGUUUGGAGAGGUUUAAACACCCUCCCUAUUUAGGGCAGCUCUUGCAAGAGGAGUUUAAAUCCCCCCCAAUAUUCAGGGCAGCUCUUGCAAGAGGAGUUUAACCCCAUAUUUAGGGUAGCUCUGCAAGGGGAGUUUGGGGGGGUUUAACUUCCCCCCCCCCCCCAUCUGGGGUAGCUUUAAAAGGGGGGUCUGUGGGGUUUAUGUCCCGCCUUUCCCUGGGAUAGCUCUGCAGGGGCUGGGGGCUCACAUCUGGCCAGAUGUGAAGUGCAGGGGGCUUUCCAGCAGAACAGAGCAGGGAUUAGAGGGGGUUUAAGCCCCCUCCUAAACCUAGGACGGGACUGGGGGCUAGUCCGGGACAACCAGAGCAGCCCAAGGAAGGGUCACUGAGCCCCAAACCGCACUGUGGGGUCAAGAGGAGCCCCCAAACCGCACUGUGGGGUCAAGAGGAGCCCCUAGCUGUGGGUCAGCCCUCCACCCACCCUGUGGAUGCUGCAUCCCUGGAGAUGAUGCCCCCUGAGGAGGAGAACCUGGAUGGCCCCAGGAAAGGGGACAGGGACAGUGGCCUCAUCCUCCUGCACGGCCCCAAGAGCGGCAGCACUCGGAAGCAGGGCUGUGAUCCCUUCGCCCAAACCCAACGGAGCAAACUCCAACAUCGCCGGGCCCGGAUCAACCAGCAGAUCAACAAGGAGAUGAGGAUGAGGGCGGGAGCAGAAAACCUCUUCAGGGCCACCAGUAACCACAAGGUGAAGGAGACAGUCGCCCUGGAGCUGAGCUACGUCAACUCCAACCUGCAGCUGCUCAAGGAGGAGCUGGAGGAGCUCAACAGCAGCGUGGACGUGUAUCAGAACGACAGUGAGUCCAUCAGUGUUCCCAUGAUCCCUUUGGGAUUGAAGGAGACCAAGGAGCUGGAUUUGCUGGUUCCACUGAAGGAUUUCAUCAGUGAACACUAUGGAGAGGAAGGUGUCCUGUUUGAGAAAGAAAUCAAGGAUUUCAUGGAGCUGAGGCAGGCCAUGCGCACCCCGAGCCGCAACGAAGCCGGGCUGGAGCUCCUGAUGGAAUAUUACAACCAACUGCACUUCCUCGACAGCCGCUUCUUCCCUCCCACCAAACCCCUGGGGGUCUUCUUCCACUGGUACGACUCCCUGACGGGGGUGCCAUCCCACCAGCGGGCACUGGCCUUCGAGAAGGGCAGUGUCCUCUUCAACCUGGGGGCCCUGCACACCCAGCUUGGGGCGCGCCAGGACCGCGCCACCCUGCCCGGCCUCGCCCAGGCCAUCGACGCCUUCCAGAGGGCAGCGGGUGCCUUUAACUACUUGAAGGAGAACUUCUCCAACGCUCCCAGCCUGGAUAUGAGCGCUCCUUCCCUGAACAUGCUGGUGAGGCUGAUGGUGGCCCAGGUCCAGGAGUGUGUCUUUGAGAAGAUGACCUUGCUCCGUGCCCAGAAUGACUUCCUGGCCCGGCUGCAGCUCGCUCAGGAGGCGGCAAAGGUGGAGGACGUCUACUCGCUGGUGCACCAGACCAUGACCCAGCCCCACGUGAAGGACUAUGUUCCCUUCUCCUGGACCACCAUGGUCCACGUCAAGUCAGAGCAUUUCAAAGCCCUCUCCCACUACUUCGCUGCCAUCGCCCUCUGCGACUGCCCCGUGCCCUCGGAAUCUGAGCUCCCAGAGCAGGAGAAGGCUUUCAUGCAGUUCCAUGUCACCAUGCCAGAGGGACCAUCGCUCCGUGUCCUGCUGCAGGAUCCCGAGGAGAGGAGGAAGCUGGGCAAAGCUCACCUGAAAAAAGCCAUCAUGAAGCACGAGGAGGCCAUGAGGAUCCACGGGUUGUGCAAGAUCCUCAGGAAGAUGGACAUCCUGCAGGAGGUCCUGUCCUUCGCCCACAAACGCUCCCUGAGCAAAUACUCGGAGAUCGACCACGAGGAGGAUUUCUUCGAGACGGGAGAUGCCCCAGACAUCCACCCCAAAACCCACCAGAAGCCUGAGAUCAAACCCCCCAACUUCUCCCAGGUGAAGGUGACUGACCUCUUCCACAGGCUGGGACCCCUGUCAGUCUUCUCUGCCAAAAACAAGUGGUAUCCAGCCAGGAGAGUCCACCUGAGGAGGGGAGAGAAUGGAUUUGGGUUCACCCUGAGAGGAGACUCCCCCGUCCUCAUCGCCGGCGUCAUCCCGGGGGGCUGCGCUGCCGCAGCCGGGCUGAAGGAGGGGGAUUACAUCGUCUCAGUCAAUGGCAAGGACUGCAGGUGGGCCAAGCACGCCGAGGUCGUGCAGCUCCUCAAGAGCACCGGCGACGAGGGCGUCGACAUCGGGGUCAUCACCCUGCACGGCUCCCAGGCCCCCAGGGCUCAGGUGGACAAGAAGGUGGCAGGGAUGUCCUCGGGGAUGCUGAAGAGCAACAAGGAGAACAGCAGGAAGAGCCUGAUGAACAGCAAGAGCCCCAGCACGCUGCUGGUGUGGAGCAAGAAGAGCAAGCGCAGCAAGAAGAGCACCUACAGCGGCGUCCCCUUCACUGCCGUGGGGGACAACGAGGCCAUGUACUGAGGGGCUCACCGGGCUCUCCUGUGUCCCUCCAGCUCCAGGACUGGCUGUCUGGGAAGCCUUGGAAGCACCAGUGGCCUGGCUGGGCUGUGCCGGUGUCGGGGCUGCCAGGACCCCCCGUCUGGGGGACGGAUCCUCUUGGAAAAGGACUCCUCCAUCUCCCAGCUCUGGACUCCUCCAUGUCCCAGCUCAUCCCUCCUCAGCGAAACAAUGGGAAAACCCUGA
Messenger RNA from Chiroxiphia lanceolata (lance-tailed manakin), 3498 nucleotides. Its product is annotated as rhophilin-1-like. Gene Ontology annotation, biological process: negative regulation of stress fiber assembly; signal transduction. The coding region runs from base 1243 to 3276 and encodes 677 amino acids. NCBI's taxonomy places the organism in Eukaryota, Metazoa, Chordata, Aves, Passeriformes, Pipridae. Gene Ontology annotation, molecular function: protein binding. The record is from RefSeq and is a predicted model, not a curated record. The transcript is spliced from 15 exons.